Molecule: messenger RNA, 882 nt
Organism: Letharia columbiana
Lineage: Eukaryota; Fungi; Ascomycota; Lecanoromycetes; Lecanorales; Parmeliaceae
Exons: 2
Coding region: 1-882 (293 amino acids)
Source: RefSeq, a predicted model, not a curated record
AUGGGCGAGACCGAGCCUGAAUUGACAUAUCACAAGCCAACGCCAACGUUCGACCGGGACCUGGAAAAGGCUGGUAGCACCGAUAGACUCAGUGUCUUCCGCGAGCAGGUCGGCAUCAGCGAUGUUCUUGAACUGAGCCCUCGAGCUUCGAGACGGCCAGCUCCAAAUCUCGGCAUUUACAAUCGAGUCUCAACAGAGGAACACAAAGCUAAGCUGCAGUACUAUUCCAGCGCUCUUGUCAUCAACGCGUGUCUCCUUACCCAGGUGAUCUUUGCGUCAGCUUUGACCGCUCUUGGCGCUGGCGGUGGGUCGCAUAUCCAGAUCACGGUCCUCGGUGCAGCGAACACCGUCAUUGCAGCCAUUCUCACAUUCACGAAGGGCUCAGGCUUACCCAACCGCUUACGUCAAUAUCAAUGUACUCUCCGCAAGGUGCGAGAAUACAUCGAGCAGAGGGAGCGAGACUUUGCUCAGCUGGACUGCCAGCUGGAUCUGGAUCACGAGAUGAAAAUCAUCAAAGGAAUGUACGAGCAGGCUCGCCAAAAUGAUGAGAAUAACGAUCCGGGCACCUACCAUAAUCCUACUGCAGCAUCGACCGCAAAUGGGCCGUUGACCGGCAAAACCCUAGUGAGCGAGCCGUCCUCCAUCCUUGGUCCCGACAUACGCCAGCCAGCCCCUCGAGUGGCUUCUGCAGUGGCUCCUCAGGUUCCUCCAAUGAAUCAGCCAAAGACCGAGGAGGACUUGACGCAUAACGAGCCUACACCGCUGGGCGGAGUUGACCGUUCGGCUACAGAUCCAGCGCCCCCGCGUAGAGAAGAUUCUCAGCGGUACAAGAUCGCCUACUCGGUUGCGGAUAGGUUAGUGUCAGGAAGGAAUCCGUGGUAG